This is a messenger RNA of Podarcis lilfordi (Lilford's wall lizard), 320 nucleotides long. NCBI's taxonomy places the organism in Eukaryota, Metazoa, Chordata, Lepidosauria, Squamata, Lacertidae. The record is from the annotation of a GenBank genome assembly.
AUGCUGUGGUUCCCGGUGAAGAAGAUCCGGAAGCAGUUCAAGCUGCUGCUGCUCCUGGUGCUCCUCACCUUCGCCGUGUGGUUCACCUACCUGCACAUCAGCCUGGUGCGCCAAGGCAAGGCGCUGCGCCUGCACUUCGCCUACGGCAGAGGUAAGCAAGCGGCGGGCGCCUUUUUAUCCCCCCUGCCUGCCCCGGAGUGAAGGCCUUCCCCACCUCAAAGGAGAUCUUCUUUAGCCUUUGUUCAGUUACUCCCAAAUCAAUCCUUUCCUUUCCUUCUCUCCCCUCCUCUUACUUAGUUUUGAAUCAAAGCGAAGUAUAA